Molecule: messenger RNA, 3640 nt
Organism: Lutzomyia longipalpis
Lineage: Eukaryota; Metazoa; Arthropoda; Insecta; Diptera; Psychodidae
Product: cytosolic carboxypeptidase Nna1-like
Exons: 13
Coding region: 1-3603 (1200 amino acids)
Biological process (GO): proteolysis
Molecular function (GO): metallocarboxypeptidase activity; zinc ion binding
Source: RefSeq, a predicted model, not a curated record
AUGAAAUCAUGUUUGGAGGAAGCGGCUUUAGUUGGAACUUUUCGACCGGCAAUCGUGUCAGAUUCCUUCAAGCUCAGCUCUUUCCCGUCUGCACAUUCACGGCACAAGGUGAAGAAAUUCUCCGUACAACAAGAUGCCCCAGACACGCGUUUUCUCGGUAGUUUUCUCUCAAACAGCCUCAAAACCAAUCAGCUGGAGGUGAAUACGGAUGCAAAGACCCUCCGUCCGAUUGCUCGCCUCAAGGAACCCCGUGAUUUAUUUGCAUUGCCGAAAGAAAGAGACUAUGACUGCCCCCAGCAAGCGGCACGUUGGCCGAUCGAGUGUCAGGUAUUGGAAGAACGAAUUUAUCACAUAGAAUAUGUGCCAGAUGCUCCUGAACCGUACUACCAACCCACGGGGAAGGAGCUACAACCACGACCAGUGGGGGAGGAGAAUGGAAUAGUCAUUUAUAAUUACAAUCCUGUCAGUGCAGUUAAUUAUACAAAUAGAGACAGUGAUUCAGAUUCUGACGACGAUGAUAGUUCAGCGACCGAGAUUAAUUACCCCCCAACUCAACAGUCUGGUGAUAAAGUGAGAAAAACCCCGGAUACAGAUGCAACAGAUUCCGAUGAGAGUGGAGAUGGGAAUGAUGAUGAUGAUGAUUGUGACGACACAAAUAUCAAAUGCAAGAGCUUAAAAUUAGAUGCACAAAUUCAAAAAAAAUCAACCGCCAAAUGUUGCAAUGAUGAAUUUACAAGCAAUCUUCCGCAGUUCAGUCGCUCCAGCGUGGGUGGAUCGAAAUAUUUACUCAAUGCACACCCAAAUCCACCCGAAAUUGAGGAUUUAGUAUUCGAAUCCCGCUUCGAAUCGGGGAAUUUAGCAAAGGCUGUGAAAAUAACAUCAGGGUACUAUGAGCUCUACCUAAGGCCAGACAUGUAUACCAAUCGCCAUACACAAUGGUUCUACUUUCGCGUUAUGAAUACACGCAAAAAAAUAAAUUACAGGUUCUCCAUUGUAAAUUUAGUCAAAUCAGACAGCCUCUACAAUGAAGGAAUGCGCCCCCUCAUGUACUCAACCAUUGAGGCCAAUACAUCUCUCAUCGGUUGGAGGAGAUGCGGAGAAAAUAUAACAUACUUUCGCAAUGAUGACACAUUUCCCCUAAAUGAUGACGACGAUGAGAAUGGCUCCUACACCCUAACAUUUAACAUUGAAUUUCAACAUGACAACGACACCGUGUACUUUGCCCACAGCUACCCCUACACCUACAGUGAUCUCCAAGACUACCUAAUGGCCAUCCAGCGUCAUCCCGUCAAGUCAAAGUACUGCAAACUCCGACUCCUCUGCCGAUCAUUAGCUGGAAACAAUAUUUACUAUCUCACCGUCACAGCUCCCCAAACGGAAGAGGAGGCAGUUAAAAAGCGAGCAGUUGUGGUAUCAGCUCGUGUACAUCCCGGAGAAACCCCAUCGUCGUGGAUGAUGAAGGGGUUAAUGGACUUUAUCACGGGUGAUUCGUACGUUGCAAAGAGACUUCGUCAUAAAUUCAUCUUCAAACUCAUCCCAAUGCUUAAUCCCGAUGGGGUAAUUGUCGGCAAUACACGAAGCUCCCUCACGGGUAAAGACUUAAAUCGUCAGUAUCGCACCGUAAUACGCGAGACAUAUCCCUCAAUCUGGUACACCAAAGCAAUGAUUAAAAGACUGAUGGACGACUGCGGUGUCGUCAUGUACUGCGACAUGCACGCUCAUUCACGUAAACACAAUGUGUUCAUCUAUGGGUGCGAAAAUAAGCGGCAGCCCGAGAAGAAACUUUCCGAGCAGGUGUUUCCACUCAUGCUACAUAAGAAUGUGGCCGAUAAAUUUUCCUUCGAGAGCUGCAAGUUCAAGAUACAGAAAAACAAGGAAGGCACCGGGAGGAUUGUCGUAUGGAUGCUGGGUGUAACAAAUAGCUAUACCAUUGAGGCAUCAUUCGGUGGGACAACGUUGGGUAGUCGCAGUGGAACACACUUCAAUACCAUGGACUACGAGCAACUAGGACGUGCCUUCUGUGAGACCCUCAUGGACUAUUACGACGAGAAUCCACUUAAAGUAAAUAGGCGCAAAAGAAUAUUAUUGCGAUUGAAGAAAAUUAGGCGAUUAGAGCGUAGAUUGCGAAAGGCUAAGAAAGCACAAAAAUUGGAGGAGCAGGAGAGACUUCGAAUGAAAAUCCUCAAUCGUCUCUCGAAGGAAGGUUCGAGCGCUGACGAACCCCUAAACAUACCUCUAUCGGACUAUUCGAGCGACGAGGGUGAUACGAGCUCCGAUAGUUCUGAGAAUGAAGCCAACAAAAGUAUUUACGAGGGACCUUGCUGCCAACCACUGAAGGUGCCACCCUCAUCUCCGGUCAUGCCAUCGAAAUUAAAGUGCAAUAAGAAGUUUAGAAAAUCCAAGUUGAAGCGCCCCGUGACACUGAAGAAGAAUCACAAAUUCCCCGCGAGACCCAUCAUGGAUAUCCCAACGACGGAUCCGGGGCUGGAUCUGUGCUAUUCCACCUCAGAUGAGGACUACGAGACAGAUGGGGAUGUCUUUGGGCGUGUGUGCAAAGGGAAGCUGCUACGGCGGUCACCACAACUCAUUGCCGACACGAGCAUCCACAUGCCACCGGAAUUGAUCAUAACAUCGGCCAAAAAAACCGACGAUGAGCUUGGAGAUAAAUCGGGGAAAGUGAGUGAAGUCACGGCGCAAUCAAUCUCGGAAUUUCCGCCAAUAAACAGCAGCAAACGUGCAAAAUCUUGGCACAGCUUUAAUCGCUGCAUGGCCACGCUGAAGAUCACCACAAAUCCCACCCAAGAUGUGAUCAGCUACGACGCCGCUGAGAGUUUGCAGUUGAAGCUGUCGCUGAAGAAGCAAAUCUGGGCAGGAGCGUGGCCGGGGAAGAAUGGCAUUGACCGCUCAAGGCCCCUCUCGUGGGGAGUGUCGUCAAUUAGUGGGAAGAAGACAUUGGUGGGACAUCCGCGAAUGCAUGAUUACGACAGUGAGAGCCUCCUCACGGCAUGCUCGCAGAAAUUAGCUGCAUGGCAGGAGAGUGAGAGGCAGAAUGCUUCAUCAACAAUCCCAGGGGAUAAGAAAACACCCCGGAAGCAGACAUCAGUAUCCGUGGGAGCGAUUCAGGGGAAGAGUUUAGGUGAGAAAGGAACCAAAACACGAAAGAGUACAGCAGCCAUCGUGACGCCUACAAAAUCCCUCCCAGAGGAGCAGGGAAAAACCAAAAAGAAACCCAAAAGUGCCCUAACGAAGAUCGUCAAAGCCACGGAUUUCUUCACUCACCUGGCCAAGUCGUCAAAGACCCCCAAAAGCCGCGAUGUGCCAAGUUCAGCCCUGCUGGCGCCACCAACUCUCACUAGCAGUGCCUUUGUACCCAAUGCCAAUCACACGGGGCACAACAAACCAAAGUCCCCAAGUAAAUUCCGCACAGGUGCAAUUGUCGUCACAGCCGUUCAGCCCGGCAAGAAGUCCAAGAAGCUACGUCCACCGCGUCGUAGGAAUCACGAAACGUCCGAUAGUGAUUCUGAAAAUGCCAAGACAUUCGUGAGGAAGGUGCGGACGAAAAUCAAGCGGAAAAAGGGCAAAAGCAACAAGGAAAAACAUUGAAAAUUGCACCCCAUCCCCCUUAAUAAAGAAGUUUCUU